Anoplophora glabripennis (Asian longhorned beetle) is the source of this 893-nucleotide messenger RNA. RefSeq lists its product as uncharacterized. The transcript has 6 exons. Bases 76 to 783 code for a protein of 235 amino acids. The record is from RefSeq and is a predicted model, not a curated record. Lineage: Eukaryota; Metazoa; Arthropoda; Insecta; Coleoptera; Cerambycidae.
UUCACAUUAGCAGCAUUAACUGAAAUUCAUUCAGCAGUAGUUUUACUAUAUAUCAGUGUAUAUAACCGUGGCAAAAUGAAGCUCUCAAUUUUCUUCUUUUCAAUGUUAUUUUCAUUUGGAUACCAGGAUUCUAUACCAGAUACAAUCAAUGAGUACAUAGAAAAUCUAAGGAAUAACAUUUCAGAACCGAUUACAAUAGAAACACUAAAUCCUGACCUAUCAGACAAUGACUAUGUUUCGGGAUACCUUAAUAUAAGUAACGUGAAUAUACAGGGUAUUAAGAAUUUCGAUUUGAAUAUAACUUAUGCCGCUAAUAUUAUACCAACUCAGUUUGUCUUAACAAUCAAUGAUUUCAAAUUGGAUUUGGAUUAUGUGACAAACGUUAUUUUGCUUAACAUAUCUCUACUUCGCAUAUAUGGAGACGGGAAAAUAAGCGUGGAACUAACAAAUCUUACAAUUGGAGGAGACUUGACCAUUUCAUUGGUGCCAGUAAAUGUGACUAUAACAGGAAUGCAAAUGCAUCUUGACGAUGCAAAGUUCAAAGUUGAAGGAAUGUUAAACGACGACACCUGGAGCAAUAGAUUUAGUGAGUUACUAUGCAAAAACGUCGCCAACAUUUUCAAUGUCCAAGAACACGGAUUGUCAAUUUUGGUAGAAGAUGCUUUGAACAAGGUUAUAGCUGAUAUAAUAUCUAGUAAUACUACAUUGUCGGGACCAGACGGUAACAGUGAGAAUUCAGAAGAGGCGUUUCAAUCGUUUGCAGAAAUAUUAUCUUUAAAAUAAGUAUUGAUACAUUACACUGCAGUAAAUAUAGAUGUUAACUUUACAACUUUAGAUGUUGCAAAUUAAUGUUAAUAAGAUAAAUAUAAAAUAAAUGAUGUAGUUGUAGUUCA